CCUGUUUUUCUUCUGUUGAUUAAAUGGUUGUGAGGUCGGUCCAUGAUCUGCACAGAACAUAAAGGAUGGUUUUACAAAAAUUCGUUUUUCUGGUAGUCGGAGGAAGCAUCUUGAUGACGGUGGCAAUAGUGAUUGUAUUUAUCAUUAUUAACUCUUGCAUCAGAAAGACGGCUGCAAAAUAUAAUGCAAAAUCCAAGUCCAAGUCUAAUCUUUACAACACUUCAAGCAGUGAAAAAAACAUCACCUUAUUCAGCUACUGUGAUCAAGAUACAAAGCCACCUCCACUGCCAUCGAGGCAUCAGUUCGAUACAGAGUCCAACCAUAGUUAUGAGGACAUGAACCCUGUGGUCAACACCAUAACGGUGUCUCAAAAACAAACCUCACCUCUGAGGCAACCGAUCAUCAGUCGUCAACCUGAGACUCAUAUCAACAUCGGAGACAACCAGAAUUUCUCAAACAACUACAAAGAAGUGGAGAAAACGAACCAAUAUGUGGAUUCCAGCAGCUAUGAGGCUUCUCCGACUCCACCUGAUUAUCUAGACUUGGACCAGAGCAAAGACGUAGAGGAUGAAAGUGACCUGGACUAUGACGACGCCGCUCCGGCUGACACCGUCAGUCUGGAAUACGAAGACGCCGUUCCAGUGGAGACCAUCAGUCUGGACUAUGAUGAUGUCGGUCCGCCUGAUACAGUCAGCGAGGACUACGAUGAAGUGGGAUGAGAGGAUUGCUGAUAUUUAGGAGGAAUAAAAGACCAAAAAUGUCCUGCACAGAACUGUUGACCUUUUUAUUUAAGCACUUUUACUGAAUGCAGACUGAAAUGUACGAUAUUAUGUGGUAUUUGUUGGACUGCCUACUGCAAAUCGUAGUUCCAAAAAAAGUUGGGACAGUAUAUGAAAUGCAAAUAAAAACAGAAAGCACAGAUUUGUAGAUCCACAGCUCAUUCUCAAACUGGCGAUUGUAGACUGGGACACUAAAUGGAAAAAAAAAAAGAAUUGGUCGACACCUGAGCUGGCAACUGAGUUUUGGAAUGUCUUACAGGCAUCUAGGCAUUUAAAAUGAAUUUUAUAACAUCAAAAAUGUAAGACAUCCCAGAGCUGACAUCUCGAACUCGUCGUUUAGAAACAUACAGGGGUGGGAAGCCGGAUAAGGACCUCAUAACUGAUGCAGUUACAACCUCUGCUGGCUGAUUGAUAGCGUCUGCACAGAGUCGAGGAAGGAAAAAAACAAAUGUUCUGUUAUAAUUUAAUACAAGACCAAAACAAAUGGUCCAAAUCUGCUCUCGGUCCCUCACAUUUCACAUCCUGUCCUGAAUUUUUGAGAAAUAUAUUCAUGGUUGUAUUGUUUAGGUAUUAAUGAGUGGUUACCUGUAAUGUUAAUUUAAAUAUGACAUAUCACUGCUUUAUUUGUAAAUACUUACAUAUUGUAAGCUAUUUAAAGCAAACAUGUAUAUGAACAAAUAACAUUUGAAACCAGACUUUUUUUUAACCACACUGUUUUAAAUAUAAAAAUAUAAAAAGACAGAAUGCGGCCGCUCAGGUGGCGCAGCGGUAAAAAGUACGCUAGCGCACCAGAGUUGGGGUUACGAAUACAUCGUAUCGAAUCUCAGCUCUGCCUUUCCGACUGGGCUGGGCGGCAGCAUGAACAACGAUUGGCUGUUGCUCAGGGUUAGUGGGGUAAAAAGUCAGACCAUAGGUCCUCAUAGCUGGUGCGACUGCGCCCCCUGCUGGCUGACUGACGGCGCCUGCACAGGACUGAGGAAUAACGCUGAUGGGGGUGUGGCCCUCCGUACACAGUGCCCGUCAAGUAUAUGAACUAGACUCGUGCAGGUGAAAAAUGCAGUCUGUACUGACUGUACGUGCUGGAGGGGGCAUAUGUCAGCGGUGAAGGGUCGAAUCAGUUUGGAGGACGCAAUCAGGGUAAUUGGACACGACUAGAUUAGGGGAGAAAAUUGACUGAAAAAAAGACUGAAUGUGACUGCAAUCAUUGUUGCUUUUAAUUCAUAAAAGUGAAACUACAUGUACAUAAAGCCUUUUUUUAAAGUAA
Molecule: messenger RNA, 2043 nt
Organism: Trichomycterus rosablanca
Lineage: Eukaryota; Metazoa; Chordata; Actinopteri; Siluriformes; Trichomycteridae
Exons: 6
Coding region: 66-719 (217 amino acids)
Source: RefSeq, a predicted model, not a curated record